AUGGAACACGCUAUCCUGAUUAGUAUUCUUGGAAAAUUAACUCCAAUUUUAGAAGAACACAACAUGCUUAUAAAUGUUACUAUUGAUGGUGAUAUGGAUUCUAACAAAACCUUAGGAAAUGUUGCGGUUGUCAACCAAAUUUUUGCUGAUUUUAAGCAUGUUACUAAAAUAUUUGCAAAAACUUAUGUUAACUGUAUAUAUGCUACAGGUAUUCAAAAAAGUGAGAAAGAAAAUUGUUCUAUACAGGAAAAAGAUAUUCGUAAUGUACAGAUAGAAGGUCUUUUUCAACAUCUUUGUGGUAAUCAUAAAUUGUGUUGGCCGGAAGUCUGUUGGAUAAAGAAUAAUCCUGAGCUGCAACUUUCAGAGCCUACUCUCAAAUUCUAUACUCCUUAUCAACGUGAAAAAUUCAAAUCCAUGUUAGAGACAAUUUUUCGUCUUCCUAUCAAUCAAGGUAUUGUCAUAAAAACUCACACAUCACAAAAUAAAGCAUUUAACUGA
Molecule: messenger RNA, 498 nt
Organism: Funneliformis caledonium
Lineage: Eukaryota; Fungi; Glomeromycota; Glomeromycetes; Glomerales; Glomeraceae
Source: the annotation of a GenBank genome assembly